This is a messenger RNA of Pygocentrus nattereri (red-bellied piranha), 4986 nucleotides long. RefSeq names its product zinc finger and BTB domain containing 10 (gene zbtb10). Gene Ontology annotation, biological process: regulation of transcription by RNA polymerase II. NCBI's taxonomy places the organism in Eukaryota, Metazoa, Chordata, Actinopteri, Characiformes, Serrasalmidae. The record is from RefSeq and is a predicted model, not a curated record. Bases 296 to 2425 code for a protein of 709 amino acids. Gene Ontology annotation, molecular function: RNA polymerase II cis-regulatory region sequence-specific DNA binding; protein binding; DNA-binding transcription factor activity, RNA polymerase II-specific. The transcript is spliced from 4 exons.
CUCACUCGAAGCGAGGUGCAUUGUGGGGAAAGUCGUUGCCAUUCGACCUCUGCGGGGCCUGCGCGGACGGAGCCAGAAACCCUCAAAUUCAUUAUGCCUUUAAAACCCUUAUUUAUUUCCGCAUAACCUACAUACUCUCUCCGGGAGGCCAAAGCGCAAAAAACCCAACAUUUCGAUGCGGAAUAUUUCAUUUUAGACAACGAUUUCUCGUAAUCGUAAUUAGCCGUUUGGAAAAUAUAUAUAUUUAUAAAAAUCGUUGGGAAAGUAGAUUGUAGUUUAACGCUAUUAAAGGAAAAUGUCCGGAGAACGAAACCGCAGGUCGCUGGCUUUCCGAGGAGGUGGAUCAGCCCCGACCGGCUCCAGUGGUGUCCGAGGCAGCAACGGUAACAGCUGGGAGGCCCAGGCCUGGCAAGAUCGGCAUUUAAACGGGACCAGGCCGGAUCAGGAGGAGGACAGGGAUCUGGGGGCGAAAGGACCGUCGCUGGUAAAAGUGGAGGGCGGGGGGUCCGUCAGCGACAGCACAGAGCCGGAGGCAGAGGAGGAGGAAGAUCCGGAAGGGGGUCGAUGGACAGCCGGGAAAGACGUUGACAGCAUCGGGUGGACGGCCGCUACAGUCGCGGGGGAGGAGGGCGAUAGUUGGACGGUCGGCAACGGUGUGAACAGCGAGGACGGCGCGGGCAGCGGAGCCACGGGAUCCGAGGACGAUCGAGGCGAAACAGGGAGCGGCGGGGAGCGGGAGGAGACGGGUGCCAGAAAAACCUGUGUAGAGAUGAGACCUCAGACGCUGCUUCAGAAACACUCGCUUUUCCAAGCCUCCUGGCUGCAGGAGUUUCCCUGGCUGAAAUUUAGCCGAGAGACGGGAAUCAUGUCGUGCUCUUGGUGUCACAACAUUGCCACUUUCAACAGCGAUGAGCUGGUCAAAGGCAGCCGAAACUACAAGCGGGCCUUGCUGCUCAGACAUCACCUGUCCUCGGAGCACGGCAGAAACGACCCGACCAAACAGGAGACAGAGAGGCCAGAGGACAAUGAGGGCACAGAGGUCGAGGACUACAGGAGCAGGCCAAAUGAGAACUCCUACUGCUACCAGCUGCUCCAGGAGUUGGACAAGCAGCGCAAGAGUGGCAUCCUCUGUGAUGUCAACAUUGUGGUGGGCGGCCAGGUGUUCAGGGCACACAAGAAUAUACUGGUUGCGGGCAGCCGCUACUUCAAGACCCUUUAUUGCCUGACCAAGAGUGAGAGCUGUGACCAAACCACCAUUACACACCUAGAUGUGGCGGCCGUGCAGGGUUUCUCCGUUAUCCUAGACUUCCUGUACUCUGGCAACCUGCUGCUGACCAGCCAGAAUGCCAUAGAGGUGAUGUCCGUGGCCAGCUACCUGCAGAUGACCGAAGUGGUGCAGUCGUGUCGCGCCUUCAUCAAAGAUGCCCUAAACAUCAGCAUCAAGCAGGAGGCUCCAGACUCCGUGGUGGUGGACUACAACAAGCGGAGGACUGUGCCAAAGGACAGCCAGGGUGCUGACAAAAAGCCCAGCAACUUCUGGGCCACUAGCAUCCUGUCCAAAUUGUCCAUAAAGGCCAGCGGACAGGUGAAGGAGGAGCCCAGCGACGUGGCUGUGUCUGCGGGGGAGGGCUGCGCAUUGGGCAGCUCUGGCUGGGGAGGAGAUAACUCAUCUGAAUCCACACAGACGGAGCCUCAGGGCCCUGGGCCGGUGUUCGUCUGGAACGAACCAGCCCCGGGUGCUGGAGCUGCGGUGAAGAGGGAGGAACGGCCAGAGCCAGAGGAGCGACCAGAGCCAGGCAGUGGCAGACGGAAAAAGCAAAUCGCCAGACGCUUCGUCUAUAACAUCCCGCCCGAGCCAGAAGAGGGCUUUGACGAGGGCAUGUUCAUUCAACCGUCCGCUUCCUUCACCCGAGAGGACUACUCCUAUCUCUCAGAGAAUGCAGCUGAAACGUCCGACACUGCUCUGAAUAAGCUAAAGUGUCCCCACUGUAACUACAUUGCCAAGCACCGGCGAACACUAAAGAGACAUCUGAUCAUUCACUCAGGCGUGCGCUCCUUCAGCUGCGACAUCUGUGGGAAGCUGUUCACCCGCCGAGAGCACGUCAAGAGACAUUCCCUGGUGCACAAGAAGGAUAAGAAGUACAAGUGCAUGGUCUGUAAGAAGAUUUUCAUGCUGGCAGCCAGUGUAGGGAUCCGGCACGGUUCGCGCCGCUACGGGGUGUGUGUGGACUGUGCUGAUUCCCACCAGGCCACACAGGAAGGCCUGGUGGGCAUGCAGGAGCUGGAGUUCGCCCGAGACGAAGACUUCGAAGAGACCCCCGAAGGAGAUGAGGACAUGGUGGAGGAGGGCGAAGGAGAGGAGCCCAACGAGAUUGACCAAUCCAACUGGGACGGUGACACAGGUGCCACCCCCGAGGAGGACUAAGUUAAAUGCAACUUUAAAAAAUAAAAAACAAAAAAAAUAAAUAAAUAAUAGCUGGGAAACAAUCAACAACUCCAAAGUGCUAUCAAACCUUGUGGUUGCACAGUAAUGUGCAUGUCAAAGAGAAAAUAAAAAGCUUUGGUAGAUAGGGACUCCAAGAUGUAAAGAUUAUUGUGUGUCUGAGAGUCUGGGCCUUCUGCCUAAAAGAGAAAGAGAUGAUAUGAUUUUAUGAAAAUCAGGUUUUUCAGUGAUGUAUUUUUUUUUUUCCUUCCUUUUCUAGGGUAUGAUGGUGUACAGUGUUUUAAGUUACGAUAGGCCAAUCAUCUUAAAUAUGAAUUAUUUAAUUUAUGAAGAAAGUUAUUAUGGUCUUAUUAAAAUUAUAUAAUUUGUUUUCGUUGUUUCUUGUCUGAUGAGAGAAGUUCCGUUGUAGGCUGUGCUUCCUGUCGUGUCCGAACAUCCACAGCUUUAGAUGCCGAUUCUGAUUUUAAAGACGGAGCAUUGUGAUGUUGCCUACAGGAAGAUUUUUAUUUCCUUUCGAAUUGUGUAGAUAUGUUGUCAUGAAAAUUUAUGAGCUAUAUUUCCUUUCCUUUAUCCCUGCACAAAUCUUGGAACCAAAAAAAAUCUGUUUUGUGACUCUAAUUGACCACAGCCAUAUUUAUGAUUAAGUUAUAUUGGGGCUGUGCCAUUGUGCCAAGCAGAAUGCACACCAAGAUUUGGCAGGACACAAACUACUGAAAAUGCUGAGAGAAAACGUAUAGCAGAGAAAACAAAGUUUAAAAAAAAAAAGAAAGUAUAAGGGGAAUAUAUUAUUGCUAGCUUUAUAUGAAUCACAGCAUCACAUUAACACUUUAUAGAGCAUUUUGACAUUCACUUAAAGCUUGAAUUUUGCCAAAUGAUGGAAACGUUUGGUGCUGUAACGCUUGUUUUUUUUGUUGUUUUGAAAUACUGGACCUACAAGCUGUAUAUGAUGUUAAUAAUCGUAAAAGCCUACUCAACUCAGAUAUACUAAUCAGCUCUGUUUGUAACACUGUUGUGCUAAAGAGCCUAUCAGGUAUGCUUUGCCAUUGUUUUUUUUUUUUUUAUUUAAUGCACAUACACUCACAAACAUACCAUCUUUAUUUUCUUUACUUUUCUUUUUUAAAUGUUUUUUUUAUUAUUUUAUUUUUAAUCUACCGGCAGACCAUGUAAAGAUGACCCACAGUUUCGGACCUUCCUGAAUUGGUGUGAAGAGGUACUUAGCAUACUGAUAAUCACUUGAACAGCGUGUGUAAGGUAAUGGUGAAGAAUGCUGAUUGAUUGGGCUGUUUGAAGUUCUGUUUUGUGAAAGACUCCAUUUUAGUGCAAAAAAAAAACUACUUAAUCAUUUUAUUUUGACUUUUUUGUCUGCCAAGUUAAUUACACUUUGGUUAUAUUAAUGUAAAGUGGAGCUCUAUGGAGAAACAUAGACAUGCACUUACUCCUUCUUAUUUCCCCAAAGCCGGUCUGGAUGGAAAUAAAAGAAAACUGUUUAGUCCAUGCGGAACCUUUUUUUUUUUCCUUCUUCUUUUAACAUUUCAUUAUUUAAUAUUUUAUAUAUAUAUAUUGACUCCAAAUGCAAUCAAGACUGUUAAUUUCUAUUUGUCCUACCAAAAUUGUUGUUUAAUUAAUGUUGAAUUAAUGUAUGAGAAAGCCAGGUAACCUGUUUAGUGUAAAUCCUUGCUUGUGUCUGUAAUUGUCAGAUUUAAAUGUUUUUAUUCCGGAAUCAUUCACUUUACCCUAGAUGCAUAUAUUGUUUUAUUUGUCCUUUCUACAAUGUUUUUUUUUUUUUUUUUUUUUUUUUUUUUUUUUUUUUUCUUAUUUCCUUAAAUUUUUAUAAGAAAUAUUGUGGGUUGAAACCUAGGAAGAGCAGUUUCUGUUCAUAUGCAGUGGAUAUAUUGAAGUGCUAUAAUGAGACAGAGUAUGUUUAUCUUUCCCUUUACUCCAGAUGAAAGUGUAUUUUAAGAGCUGUAUAGAAGAUAUUCAUCCUGUUCAUAUUAUUUACCUUCAAAUCACUGUGGGAGGGAUAUAUAGUAUAUAUAUAUAAUAAAUAAAUAAAUAUAUGAAUAGAUAUUUAAGUUAAUUGAAAUAAUGGCUCACGGCUGCAUUUAACUCCUUUCAAACCUUGGCCUGGCUUUUGUUGUCCUGUCCAUCCUUGUUUCUGUUCACACGUGUGCUUGUUCACCCAGACACACUGUUGGUUCUUUCUCAUUUUCUCAUUUUGUUUUGUGUAUCUGAUGAACUCGAGAUGACUUUCUCCUUACAUUUUAUGCUGUAUAUGGACAUAACCAACAGAAAAAAAAAAAAGACGGAACACUACAGAUGAAGGUUUUUUCCAGCUGUAUUUUUUUAAAGCCGUUUUAAAGAUGUAUUUUUCAACUCUCUUACAGUGAUGCAAACCGGGCCUUUGGCUCACCUCAAACACAAAUCAAAUCAGGUUACUCUUUUUAUGUUUUUCAAGGUUUUAAGAUGAAUACAUUCUCCUUUCUGUUUCAAUUGUACUACUGUUCCUCUAUAAUAAAAUUGAAAAUAAAACUUUAUUGCUCUAA